CUCUCGGUGCUCAGCGAGUGGGAGGUUAACCAGCGCGCAUCAUCACACGAUCCAUACCUGCACCUUCCAGGCGUUAAACAGCACGCGCGCUACGGUUUUUCUUUUUCUUUUUUUUUACCGCCAUGAUGAUGAUGAUGAUGCUUGUCGUGCUGGGCUCCGGAGUCGUGGCGUUGAUUCUGAGGCUGAUGUCGCCUCGCAUCAGGAAAUAUGCAGCAGGUAGUGUGUGCAUAUCCACAGCACGUCUGGACGGGAAGACAGCGCUGAUUACAGGAGCGAACACGGGAAUCGGGAAAGAAACAGCACUGGACCUGGCAGCGCGGGGUGCACGGGUGAUUUUGGCCUGUCGGGAUGUGGAGAAAGGUGAGGAGGCGGCGGAGAUUCGAACGCGUGUGGGUGGGGCACAGGUGGAGGUGCGAGAACUCGACCUGGCGGAUACAUAUUCAAUACGAGCAUUUGCACAGAAAUUCCUCAGAGAGGUGAGCCACCUGCACAUCUUGAUCAACAACGCCGGAGUGAUGAUGUGUCCUUACAUGAAGACUGCAGACGGAUUCGAGAUGCACCUGGGAGUCAAUCACCUCGGUCACUUCCUGUUAACGUUCCUGCUGAUCGGCGUGUUGAAGCGUAGCGCGCCGUCCCGCAUCAUCGUCGUCUCAUCAUUGGCCCAUUAUUUUGGCUGGAUCCGAUUCCACGACCUGCACAGUCAGGGGAGCUACAACAGUGGCCUGGCCUACUGCCAGAGCAAACUGGCUAACGUGCUGUUCACCAGGGAGCUGGCGCGCAAGUUAACAGGGCUGAACGUGACCGUGAACUCGGUGCACCCAGGGACAGUGAUGUCCGAUUUGGUGCGUCAUUCCACAUUGAUGUCUCUGGGGUUCGCAUUGUUCUCCAUGUUCCUGAAAACACCACGGGAGGGAGCACAGACCUCCAUCUACUGCACAGUGGCUGAGGAACUGCAUUCCAUCACGGGAAAGCACUUUAGUGACUGUGCUCCAGCCUCCGUGGCUCCUCAGGGCCGAUGCGACGAAACCUCUCGGAGGCUGUGGGAAGUCAGCUGCGAGCUCCUCGGUAUCGAAUGGGACUGAGAUCGCUCUUCUCUUCAUCACAGACUCGCCAUCACGACCCGUCACUCGGACGACAAAUCCAUUCUGUUCUACCAAUUUGCCAAACAUACUUGCCACCGUUUUAAGCUUGUUUAAGAAACUGGACCCGGGAUCCCAGUGUCACUACAUUUGUACAUCGCCGUAGUGCGUGCAAAAAAGUUUAAUUUCUUUGUUAGGAAUUUUAACCCUAACCCUUGUCAUGCACAUUUCACCUCCUCCCACUGCAGCUGCCAGGAAUUGUACUGUUUUUAUACAGAAGUAGACAUGUUUUUUACUACUGUUACAUUCAUGAUAAGAGAAUUUAAAUAUAUACAUAUAAAAUGUUGAAUAAUUAUUAUAGUUACGUUUUCCUACUUGUCUUAUAUAAAAGAGUCACAUGGCGACCAAAUGUGGUCUGAUCACGUUGUACUAUUUUCCUAACAAUUUGAAAGAUUUUUUUUUUAGCUGUUUUCAGUUGAUUGACACUUUCUGGUAUUGUAAUUGUGGGGACUGGAUAUUGUCCAAAGCCUAUUAAUGUAACAAAAUUGCUUGCUGUUGUCUGAUAUGGAGAGAUAAACCGAGAAGAGCAGAUGCAUUUGUACAGGUCGGGACAUGGUGUUUUUCAUUAGGCGUUUUCCCAUUUUGGGGUCCAAACACUUUACAGGAUACUUAUUCUUAACUUUUUAUCUUUUUCUGUAAUGUCUUGUUCUUGACUGGAUAGACAUCAACCCAAGGCAAACAGACAUAUAUAUAUAUAUAUAUAUAUAUA
Messenger RNA from Silurus meridionalis, 1848 nucleotides. RefSeq names its product retinol dehydrogenase 12 (gene rdh12). Bases 123 to 1082 code for a protein of 319 amino acids. The record is from RefSeq and is a predicted model, not a curated record. The transcript has 7 exons. NCBI's taxonomy places the organism in Eukaryota, Metazoa, Chordata, Actinopteri, Siluriformes, Siluridae.